CGUGAUGAGGUUCUGUGAGUAGAUGACUAGGUGAGCCCUUGCUUUCGCCCAACUGUCUCAGUCACCGCCGGCUGGACAGCGAGGCCCAAGAGCCUGCCUGAGCGAUUGCACGAGCCAUUUCCCGACUCAUCAGUGGGCCCCGUGCCCCGCUGUGUCACUUGCAUUCAUAUUCCUCCCUCUCCCCAGAACACACUAUUAUGAGGACCACAGGUGAUAUGGAUAGAGCAGGACACCGUGCCGGAGAUGAGCGACAUGGCCCUCGUGUACGCACUUGACGUCAUGUGAGCGCAGCGCCAUUCAUGCGACCCCGACACCAUACACCCGUCACCAACACUGCGACCCGAUGCACAUACUACGACGACCACCAUGAUGCGCCUACCUUCGGUCGAGUCCCAGCGGUCGGUCCUCGAGGACCUCCGCGCCGCGACGGAGGCCGCAACGGCGCUACUGACCCGCUCGAUGGAGGCAACGAGCCUGGAGGACAGCGACAAGGCCCCCAUCCCGCGCCGCGGCAAGCUUGGGAAUGACAUUCUCGGGCCCCAGAACCCCGAGCGCGCCAAGCAGGCACGCGAUACCGUGCGCCCCCCGCUCACGGAUCACGGCAAGAUGCCCAACAUGAAGUGGUCGUUCACGGACUCACACGUUCGCCUCGAGGAGGGCGGGUGGACGCGUGAGACGACCGUGCGCGAGCUCCCGACGUCCAAGGAGCUUGCGGGGGUCAACAUGCGACUCGGCAAGGGCGUGUACCGUGAGCUGCAUUGGCACAAUGAGAGCGAGUGGGCGUACAUCAUUGCUGGGGAGUGCCGCAUCACCGUGCUCGACACAGAGGGCGGGAGCUUCAUCGACGACGUCGGCGAAGGUGACCUUUGGUAUUUCCCGCCGGGCUUCCCGCACGGCAUUCAAGGCCUGGGCGAGCAGGGUGUCGAGUUCCUGCUCAUCUUCGACAGCGGCAACUUCUCCGAGGACGACACGUUCCUCUUGACCGACUAUCUGGUCAAGACAUCUAAGCAUAUUCUGGCGCACAACUUCCGCGUAUCUGAGGACGUGUUCGCCACGCUCUCCCCUCGCGAGAAGUACAUCUUCCAGGGCUCAGACCCGGGUAGUCUCUCGGACGCGCGCAAGGCCGUCGUGCCCAGCAAGCACAUGUUCACGCACCGCAUGCUCAAACAGAAGCCGCUCAAGUUCCCGGGCGGCGAGGUGCGCAUCACCGACUCGCGUAACUUUCCCAUCUCCAAGACGACGGCUGCCGCACACGUGCUCAUCCACGAGGGCGGGCUGCGCGAGAUGCACUGGCACCCGAACGCUGACGAGUGGUUCUUCGUGCUGCGCGGCCAGUGCCGCGUCACGAUCUUCGCCGGCGCUGGUAACGCGCGCACGUUCAACUACCAGGCCGGCGACGUCGGUAUAUUCCCGCGCAACAAUGCGCACUACGUCGAGAACAUCGGUAAGGGGGACCUCAAAUUCCUCGAGAUGUUCCGUGCAGCCACGUUUGAGGAUUUCUCGCUUGAGCAGUGGCUCGCUCAGACGCCGGCCCCGGAGGUCGCUGAGCAUCUCAAUCUCAAGGGCGACGCAAAGAAGGCCUUCUUCCAGCAGCUCAGCAGGGAUAAGACGCCAGUGAAGGCGCCGGAGCGGCCCAAGUCGGCCUAAGUUUCGAUGGCACAUGUGGUGGCAAUUGCGCGCCAGUCCAGCUGCCCAGCGAAUCCCGAACGCGCCGUCCUGCUGGUUUGUACCUAAGCAUGUAAAUAUCGCGGUGUUCAGGCAUCUAUCAACAGUAAUAUACCAGAAGCGAC
This is a messenger RNA of Cutaneotrichosporon oleaginosum, 1790 nucleotides long. RefSeq lists its product as uncharacterized. Gene Ontology annotation, biological process: oxalate metabolic process. Gene Ontology annotation, cellular component: outer membrane-bounded periplasmic space. Lineage: Eukaryota; Fungi; Basidiomycota; Tremellomycetes; Trichosporonales; Trichosporonaceae. The record is from RefSeq and is a predicted model, not a curated record.